Messenger RNA from Aspergillus thermomutatus, 3981 nucleotides. Its product is annotated as putative zinc metalloprotease. The transcript has 5 exons. The record is from RefSeq and is a predicted model, not a curated record. Gene Ontology annotation, molecular function: metal ion binding. NCBI's taxonomy places the organism in Eukaryota, Fungi, Ascomycota, Eurotiomycetes, Eurotiales, Aspergillaceae. The coding region runs from base 1 to 3981 and encodes 1326 amino acids.
AUGGGUGCAGCUCCCGUUUCUUUCCUUGAAUCAGCCAUUCCUUUACUAUUGUCUCAACGAGACUUGUUCGGCAGUAUUUGGAACAUCGGAAACUGGAAAGAGUUUCCGUUCAUGUCGUACGGCAAUAUGUCAUCCUCUAGCCAGAAGACUCACUUUAAAUUACUCCAGAGGUUCAAGCCUGACUACUCGCCGAGCGAGUUCAUUCAAUAUGAAUCCGAGAGGACCGGCAUGAGAGUAGUGGUCAUUGAUCAGAAAGGCCCCAAGGUGACUGGGUAUUUUGUCCUUGCCACAGAGAUUCUGGAUGAUUCGGGUGCCCCUCACACUCUGGAACACCUGUGUUUCAUGGGAUCGCGCAAUUAUAGAUACAAGGGAUUCUUAGAUAAGCUUGCUACGCGAGUGUAUUCUAACACAAACGCCUGGACAGCCACGGAUCACACAGCCUACACGCUGGAUACAGCGGGCUGGGAGGGGUUUUCUCAUAUCUUGCCUGUCUAUCUGGAGCAUGUGAUUGCACCUACUCUGACAGAUGAAGGCUGCUACACAGAAGUGCACCACAUAGACGGUUCCGGUAACGACGCAGGAGUCGUAUACUCGGAGAUGCAAGGAGUGCAAAACAACGCCGCUGAACUGAUUGACUUGACGGCUCGACGGCUGAUGUACCCGCCUGGCGUAGGCUUUCGUUAUGAGACUGGAGGCAUGAUGGAGCAGCUUCGUGUCCUCAGCGCGGAGAGGAUUCGCGCGUUUCAUCGUGAGAUGUACCAACCUCGUAACCUGUGUCUGAUCAUCACGGGUGAGGUGGACCAUGACAAUAUGCUAGAAACGCUUGACAAAUUCGAAGACACUAUCCUGGAUGUCAUUCCAAGUCCUGACUCGCCAUUCAGACGACCAUGGGUAGAUUCCAAGCAAGCUCCUCCAUUGGAGACAUCGAUUGUGAAGACUGUGGAGUUCCCCGAGGAGGACGAAUCUUUUGGUGAAAUAGAAAUCAGGUUUUUGGGUCCCGAUUGCACUGAUCCCGUACAAACCGGUGCUCUUAACGUCGCACUUUUGUACCUGGCUGGGUCGUCGGCUUCUCUUUUAGAGAACGUUCUUGUGGAAAAGGAACAGCUUGCCAGUGCUGUCUACUAUGCUACCGAAGAUCAUCCAAGUGUCGAAAUCCGAUUCACCCUGACCAGUGUUGAAACCGCCAAGCUCGCCCAGGUAGAGAAACGAUUCUUCGAGGUUCUCCAGGACGCUAUGAAGAAGGACCUGGACAUGAAGUAUCUGAAAGAAUGCAUCGACCGACAAAAGCGGACUUGGAAGUUUUCCACUGAGAACUCUGCUUCUUCUUUGGCAGAGUAUGUCAUUUCUGAUUUUCUUUUCGGAAAGAAAGAUGGCUCAACGCUGCUGGACGUUGCAACCCUGCAAGAGUACGACGUUUUGGAGAAGUGGAGUGAGGAUGAAUGGCGUAAUUUCAUCAAGAAGUGGCUUUCGGAUGCACCCCAUGUCACUAUACUUGGUGUGCCAUCAUUGAAGAUGUCUGAAACCUUGAAGAAAGAGGAAGAGGCCAGAGUUGCAGCUCAGAAGAAGCGACUCGGACCCGAGGGCCUGAAGGAAUUGGCCGACAAACUGGAGAAGGCAAAGGCUGAAAAUGAUAAAGAGAUUCCUCAAGAGAUGCUGGAAAAGUUCAAGAUUCCUGGUACUGAAUCUAUCCAUUUCGUGGAGACAACGACGGCCCGAUCCGGCUCUGCCUUGAGAGCCGGACGCGCGGAUAACAAGAUUCAGGAGUUGGUGGAUGCUGAUGGCUCGGAGCUGCCACUAUUCAUCCAUUUUGAACAUAUACCUAGUAGCUUCGUCCAGCUUUCACUUCUUAUCUCGGCUCAGUCGGUGCCAGUCCACCUUCGUCCCCUUCUGUCCGUGUAUACGGAGGCGUUCUUCAACCUACCCGUUCAACGGGAUGGGCAGACGAUCAAUUUCGAACAAGUUGUGGUUGAAUUGGAAAGGGAUACUGUUGGCUAUUCGAUGGAGGGUGCAAGAAGCCUGGGCAAUUCGGAGAUGUUGCGCAUCUCCUUCCAGGUUGAAAUAGAAAAGUAUAGCAGUGCAAUUGCCUGGCUUGAGGAGCUCUCCUGGAACUCAGUCUUUGAUGUGGAGAGACUGCGCGCGAUCACCAGUCGGCUCCUUGCUGAUGUGCCCGACGCCAAGCGUAGUGGUGAUGACAUGCUGGCAGCUGUGCAUGUCAUGGUUCACUACGCGGCUGAAUCCAUUGUGCGGGCGCGGAGCACCUUGGUCAAGGCGCGGUAUCUUAAGCGGAUCAAGCGACAAUUGGCUGAGCAACCCGAGGCCGUUGUUGCUCGCAUGGAAGAGAUCAGACAAGCUCUUUUCAAGUUUGAGAACAUGCGAGUUUUGGUCAUCGCAGACAUUGACAAAUUACCCAACCCAGUUUCGUCCUGGAAGCCGUUUGCUGAGCGACUCGGUGAUGUGACCCCUCUGAAGCCCGUCACCGUCCGCAGGGACUUGCUGAGCGAGGCAGGUCGCAACCUUGGUGGAAAGUCGUAUGUGGUUCCGAUGCCGACGAUUGACUCGUCCUUUGCCUACGCAACAGCUCGGGGUCUUGACUCGUACGAUCACCCCAAGCUCCCCGCUCUGCUGGUUGCCAUUGCGUAUAUGAACGCCGUCGAGGGUCCUCUUUGGGUUGCCGUCCGUGGCAAGGGCUUGGCUUACGGUACGAACUUCGCCUAUAAUAUCGACACCGGCUUUGUGAACUUUGAUGUAUAUCGGUCACCGAAUGCACACAAGGCAUUCGAGUCUAGUAAACAGAUUGUCGAAGACCACCUCUCCGGUGCAAUCCCCUUCGACCCCUUGAUGUUAGAGGGGGCUAUCAGCAGCAUUGUUGUCAGCUUCGCCAACGAGCAGUCGACCGUCGCCAGUGCGGCGCAAGGCAGCUUCAUUCGUCAGGUCAUUCGCAACUUGCCCAGCGACUACAAGGAAAAGACGCUCAAACAAGUGCGGGUCACUAGUGUUGAAGACGUCAAGGCAGCCUUGCGCGAAAUCAUCCUGCCGUUGUUCGCUCCGGACAAGGCGAACCUUGUUGUCACCUGUGCGCCUGUGCUUGAAGAGAAAUCGCUUCGAGUCAGCAGUCGGUCAACGCUGAUGAUUGAUGCAAUGCUACGGCUAGCAGCGAUGACAGCCAGAUGGUUGUUACUUCGUCGCCUAGUCAAUGUCAGCUUCGUUAUUCUCGCAUUGCUUUCGACGGUCCCCUCCGCCUCAGCGACGAAUUGCUAUACGCCUGACGGAACGAUAUCGAACGAUCGUCCAUGCAACGCGUCAGCCUCGGCCAGUGUCUGCUGUACACAGGGCUUCCUCUGCACUUCCAACCAGCUCUGCCAGCCCGCAGGCUGGUGGGAUGGCUCCGAGGCAAUCCCCUUCAGUUCAUCAGAGGGACCUGUACGGACAAAACGUGGGCUGCGCCUGAAUGCCAGGGACACUGUGUUGCAGGCCUCGUACUUGAAAUUCACCCUAGACGAACCCACCAUCACUGCGACGGCGGGUGUAGAACCUACCUCAACGGCGACAACCACGACAGAGUCCUCCAGGGAAACUUCCACGGCAUCAACAAGCAAAGGGACGUCGACAACAUCGUCGACAACAUCGUCGAUAACACCAGCCCCCACCACGAGCGCAGCCGCAAACUCAAACCAUUCGCACAGUUCAGGGUCAGACUCGACGACAACCAUAGCGAUCGGCGUCGGUGUCGGUGUCGGAGCAGGCGUUGUCAUCGUAGGAUGUCUGCUCGCGCUGUUUCUGGUGCGCUUGCGCCGGAAGAAGCGACUCGCAGCAGAGCAGAAUAAUUCCGCCUUCUUGCCGGGGUCUCAGAAUGGCCCCUUCGGUGUCUAUCCUCCGGUGGCUCGACCCCAGCAAUAUCCUUCAGAGCUGGACUCGCAGCAGCAGCAGCCGGCUGUGGCGGAGCUGGAUGGUGUCCACACGGGGAAGUACGAGGUGCGGUGA